Staurois parvus is the source of this 697-nucleotide messenger RNA. NCBI's taxonomy places the organism in Eukaryota, Metazoa, Chordata, Amphibia, Anura, Ranidae. The record is from the annotation of a GenBank genome assembly.
GGGGCACGUCAGGCUGGGCAGCGGACGGGGGCACGUCAGGCUGGGCAGCGGACGGGGGCACGUCAGGCUGGGCAGCGGACGGGGGCAUGUCAGGCUGGGCAGAGGACCGGGGCACGUCAGGCUGGGCAGCGGACGGGGGCACGUCAGGCUGGGCAGCGGACGGGGGCACGUCAGGUUGGGCAGCGGACGGAGGCACGCCAGGCUGGGCAGCGGACGGAGGCACGUCAGGCUUGACAGUGGACAGAGGCACGUCAGGCUGGGCAGCGGACGGAGGCACGUCAGGCUGGGCAGUGGACAGAGGCACGUCAGCGGGCACCGAGUCAUCUGGCAAGACAGCGAGCACCGAGUCAUCUGGCACGACAGCGGGCACUGAGUCAUCUGGCACGACAGCGAGCUCUGAGUCAUCUGGCAGAACUUCGGCACCGGGUCACCAAGCUCGACAGCGGGCACCGAGUCAUCUGGCAUGACAGUGGGCACCGAGUCAUCUGGCACGACAGCGGGUACCGAGUCAUCUGGCAUGACAGCAGGCACCGAGUCAUCUGGCUCGACAGCGGGCAUCAGAUCAUCAGGCAUCAGGUCAUCUGGCUCGACAGCAGGCAUCGGGUCAUCAGGCAUCAGGUCAUCUGGCUUGACAGCGGGCAACGAGUCAUCUGGCAUGAUAGGAUCAUCAGGCCGGCGUACACUGGGUCAUCAGGCA